This is a messenger RNA of Struthio camelus australis, 522 nucleotides long. The record is from RefSeq and is a predicted model, not a curated record. NCBI's taxonomy places the organism in Eukaryota, Metazoa, Chordata, Aves, Struthioniformes, Struthionidae.
AUGUCCCCGUUGCAGGGGCCCGUGACCUUCGCCGAGGUGGCCCUGUAUUUCACCCCAGACGAGUGGUCCCUGCUGGAGCCCGGGCAGAAAGUCCUCUACCGGGACGUCACCUUGGCCAACUACGCGAACGUGGCCUCGUUGGAAACGGGCCGCCGCUUCCCCACGCCCGACCUCAUCUCCCGGCUGGAGCGGGGGGGAGAGCCUUGCAGCAAAAUAAACCCGGCGCCUUGCUGGGGAUUUUCCCACGAUGGCCUGGGAGCGGAAGAGGGAUCACGGGGCCCCGAAACGCCCUGGGGAUCACUGGGGUGCUCCCAGCCCCCAAAUGGGUCUUCUGCAGUCAGGAACAGCCCAGCAGAAAGGGCUGAAGCCCCUGGGAAGCCCCCAGGGCUGCACUGGGAGCCCUCGGUCAAGGCAACUUUCCAGCUCCGCUGGGUCUCCCUCGCGGUGGUUUGUCCCAGGGUCCGCUGCAGGCUGAGCUCUGAUCUUGGCACCGUCAAGGCAAACGUCAGCUUUUUAAAAUAA